GCCUGCUCCACGUCUACUACUAUUUUAUCUUUCCAGCUUAAUUAACCUGUCUGUCAGUUAGGAUCCAGCUCCCCUCCUCCACACCCCUCUCUCCGCCAUCUGAAUGCUGGUUUGAUACAGAAAUAACUAUCAUGUGAAACCUGAUCCUGAUUUGAUUGCUGACUUGCUGACUUGCUGAUUGGGAAUUUUUCCUGAAGGAAUUGUGAACGUCAGUCCGAGUGCAGAAUGGACUAUCUCCAAGCGAUCUAAUGGAUUAAUGCAUACGGAGCGCGCCUUUGCUACUAUAUACCCUCUCGAAACAUCUCGGGGAAGCGGAACAUCUGUGUGAUCCCGGAAGACGAGGGACAAAAGGAAUAAGAGUGGGAAAGAAAGAAAAGAGCCUCUCGCCAUGCCCACUUCGACCGUUUUCUCGUACUUGCGCCGCGAACGUCACCGGUCCAGUGCAUCCCUGGUCAAUCCUUCGGCGUCACAGCAACGACGACAGUCGUCUUCCCCCGCCAAAGAAAACAAAAAGCGUCGUUCUACUUCUUCUUCUCCUGCCACCCGUCAGAUUCCCGCGAAUUCUACUUCCUCGCCGCUCGCAACUACGGUCGAUCAGUCUACCGCAGUGCCUGCUGUGUCGAGCGAGAACGAAAGCGAAAACCCACCGAGUUUCGAUACGGACAAGCGGAAUAAUAAUAAUAACCACAACCAUAAUCGUAAUAAUAAUAAUGAGAACGACCGCGCUGGCACUACAUCCGGUUCGAAUGUGUCCUCAUCUUCGCCGACAACCCGUUCUGCUCCAGCUCCUUCGUCCGCCGAUAAGCUGUACCGACCCCAUUCGAGUCCUGAAGAGCGAGCAAGUGGAGAAAUAGCCAGUAACACGCCUAUAUCAAAUCAAUCGCAGACGGUCCCGGAUCAGGAUUAUGCGGAGAUCGAUUCCUCCAAAUCGAGUACUCCGUUCCGAUUGUCCUUUCCCAGGGCAAUCUUGAAGGCCCAGACGCAUUCGGAAGGUCAGAAGCGAUCCCCUACGCCUAUUGGACUCUCGACAACGACGAGUCACUUCAGAUUCAAGUCGUCUGUGGAAGGUGAACUGGGGUAUAAGGAUAAGGACAAAGAUAAGACGGUUUCUUCUCGUGAAGUGUUGACGGAGCAUGCACAUCAUAAGUCGGGCAAGGGCGUACUGCAACUCCUCAAUCCUAUGUCUCUGCUAGCUAGAAGACGCUCCUCCCACAUUGCAGGGUCGCGGACUACAGAUACGAAUACACGUUAUCCAGGUUCGGUCCCAGCCAUCCCAGAAGAUUAUGACCCCAGAAUUCGCGGAAACAUCGUCCAUGACUUUUCCGCGCCUCGCCCUCGUCGGAACGUAUCAUCAGCAGCUACCCUUCAGCGGUCGGAUGCCAACUGGUUUUGGGAUAGUAAAACCAACAGCAGCGAGUCCCAAGGGCCGAACAGUAGGCGCAGUCGGCAACAUCUACCUGCCUUCAAAGAAAAUUUCGACGAUGACGAGAAUGCCCUUCAAGUUGAGAAUAAGGGUUAUCUGAACUCAGAAUUAUUGACAAAUCAACUACGUCCGGAGGACGAAAGGUCGAUCCCUGUUUUUGCCAGGAAUCUACCCUCGAGGAUACCGGACAGUGAAGAAAUUGGGAAGGACAGGGAGACCACAGCGGUUGUUUCGGAGUCUUUACCUGCAAGCCAAGAGGAAGGCUUGGCGACGCAGGAGAAGGCCCCCGAUGAUGCAGAAGAUGCAACACAACCGCAGUCGCAGCCGCAAUUGCAGCUCCCUUCAGGCUUACCGAAGCGGUUCAAGAGCGAUGCGUCCAGGUUCAGUUUUGAUAUGAACGGCCUGGGAUCAUCGGUCGAAGAAAAGCUUUUAGAGGAGAAGCAUAAAAAAAAACAGGAGGCUGCGCGUCAGGCCAAGGCGCAGUUGGGAGAAGAAGACAAUGAUCGCGACUGCGAUUUUGACGACUUCGAUAGUGGCAUGUUUGACGAAAUGGAUUACUUGGAAGAAAAGAUUCCUGGUGUCAACGUUGAUGCAGACGAAGAUGAUAAUUCCUACGACUUCCCCGGUGCGGGGAAUGCGCUGAGGAACCCUCUCUAUUCUACUGGUCUGUCUCCGGAUAUCAGUACCUUUUUAAAUCCCGUCAACUCGAACCUGGCAGCGCUUUCUAUUUUACAAGACACUUCCCAGAAUGAUGGCGUUGCGAAUGCGAAUGCCAAUGCCAGUUCCGAAGUCGCUGGGUUUUCCCCAGGGCAAUGCUCUGUGUCUCCCAUGGACUCAGGUCAUGAUGGACUAAGUGACCAGGCGGACAUACAAUCUCAAGACACCAUCGAGCAGAAUAUCUCGGUGGAAUCGCAACGGGAUGGUGAGGGUGGAGCUACGGAACUUGGCACGUCGCAGUGGAACAAUGAUGAUGACGAUCUCUACUUCGAUGACGGAGAAUUUGACGACCUUAAAGCUGAUGACGUUGGAGGCCCGUUUGACGAAUCGAUCUUUGAUGACGAGACAAGCCAUCUGUACGAUCGAAAUACUCCGGCUGCGCGACUAGCGGCUGAGCGCUUGAAGGGUGCCGAUGCCGCUCUCGAGCGAAUCAGUGAGAGCGAAGUUGCUCCUGAAGAAGACCCGCUGGAGGGCCUUAAAAAUGCCCCUAGUAUGGCUAGCGAAUUCCGGAGAUCCUUCGUUGGAAGCCACGGUCAGACUUCUGAGCGUCCUCCCAACUCGGGGCCAUCCUACGCACACGGCGGCGUGCUCUCGGAGCAGAACCUGGCUGCGUUUCACGACGCUUUAGCGAAAGCGGCCAGCGAAGCUAAUACGACAAACGGCCGGUUUGGCCGGGCUGUGGGCAUCAGCGGACAGUCUGUCGACCAGGAGAGUGUCAACGAGACCUCACACACUCUCGGCUCUCACCCAGGAUUAGUGUCCGAUGACAGUCGUAGUCAGGUACCCGACGUGACGGGUCUUGACGAUGUCUUUGAACAUGUCAACUACGACGAAAUGGACGAUGAUAACGCAUUCUAUGAUGACCCCAUCAUUGCUGCCGCAAACGCGGAGGCCCUGGAGAAUGAUGACGAAGGGUUCUACGGCCAGGAAUUCGGAUUCUACCCACAAGCCCCCGCCAGCUGGAACUCCGAACUCACCAAUGGCGGCUACUUUGGUCCGCGUGGCACCGAAGGUAUCUCUCGAAGUCACAGUGGACGGGGCAAAUUUCAGGAACCGUCACUCACCCCCAUCACGGAACGGAGCGAAUGGAGUACACGAAACUCGAUUGCCUCUCUCAGUGCGUUUGGUUUGAGCCACCCCCAGGCUAACAGCCCUGGUCCCGGGCUGGCACAGUUGGUCGAUAUGGGUCAUAAUAUUGACGAUGAGAUGUCUCUGAGUACGCUGUUGAAGUUUCGCCGUGAGGCUUGGAGUGGGAGUGAUGGGAGUCUGAGCAGUGGUGCCAACAGCCCGCCUCCUCCUGGUCCUGCUUCGGCGCCAUACAUGUGCUCGAACAGGUCCCCUAGCUCUGUUGCGCCUCAUUCCUAUUCACGUUCUGUGUCUAUGUCCCUUUCUAUGGCUGAUGGCGAGGAUCCCAGUCCAGGUUUGCUGGAGUCAAGGAUGGGUGGGUAUCGAAGUAGCUGGGCAGGCCCUGGAGCUGAUUCUAACACCGUCUGCUUUAACAAGAACACGGACGACAAUGGAGAGACGAAGAGUAUAUGAAUUGAUUGAUCGAAGGGCCAUUGUCAUAUAUAAUUAUGUAUAUCCUGUUUAGUUCCUUCUUUUCCCUUCUUUCCCUUCUCAGUCUCUCUUUUGAUUUUUCCUUUCUUCUCCAGUGAUACACAGCGGCUGUCCUACUUCCCCCUGGCUGGACACACGCUCCGGGUAUUUAAUACUUUGCUACAUUCAUUUCUUCUUUUUCGUCUUCUCGUCUUCUUUUAUUUUGACGUUGAAUGACAGCUUUUCAGCGGUAGGUCCUUUGGAUGUCAACACUGUACAUAUAUAUAGACACGAUGCAAUGCAUUGUUUUAUUGUGAUUUUUUGGUGUUUCUCUG
Messenger RNA from Monascus purpureus, 4011 nucleotides. The record is from the annotation of a GenBank genome assembly. Lineage: Eukaryota; Fungi; Ascomycota; Eurotiomycetes; Eurotiales; Aspergillaceae.